Mucor velutinosus is the source of this 1104-nucleotide messenger RNA. RefSeq lists its product as uncharacterized. NCBI's taxonomy places the organism in Eukaryota, Fungi, Mucoromycota, Mucoromycetes, Mucorales, Mucoraceae. The coding region runs from base 1 to 1104 and encodes 367 amino acids. The record is from RefSeq and is a predicted model, not a curated record. The transcript is spliced from 5 exons.
AUGAACAGCUUGCAAGACUAUUUUGAACAACUACAUGACAAGGAAGCAGCUUCCAUUGUGGCAGAUGUCGUAGCCCUUCUUCCUUUAAAUACCUCGGUAGUCAAUUGGAAAAAUCAAGGAGAUGUUGAGAAAUUGGAAAAAGUAGAAGAAAUGAAUGAAAACGUGGUACUGAACAAUAUGUUAUUGACAAAGGAGUCUGAAAUAGCUGCCUUGAAGGAAGUCAUUAUCAAGUGGAGAAACAGAGCAUUGGAAGCAGAUUCAAGAGCUGAGUCAUACUAUCUGGACCAGUUGAAUCUUGUUCAUCUUCAGCAUGAAAAAGAAUUGAGAUCAAUGGAGGCUCGAUAUGCCAGAAGGCUGAGUGAAAAGGAUGAUGUUAUUUCACAUCUGGAGGAGCAAGUAGGCUAUCUUGUGAGCCUUCGCUCAAGUCGUGACACAGACUGUUUUGAAUCAGACAUGGACGAAGACUACGAAGAAGACGAAGAAGACGAAGAAGACGAGGAUGAUGAUGAUGAUGAUGUUCAGAGUAUUAUCAGUAGCAUUUACGAUAGAGAUGCUGAGCAACAAUUGACUUUGAUUGAAAGCAGACCAACCAUCUAUUCGAAUGAAAAUACAACCAACACUGAUAACGAGCUGAAAUCUGAAGCUAUUUUGGAUAGUAUUCAAGACACAAUGCGUGCCAUUGAGCAGGAAUUAUCAAACAAAACUCGCCACCGUCAUCACCAUUAUCACCGUCGUUCGAUCAGCAACAACACUUACUUUUCAUCUGCUACAUUGAUCGAUUCCGCCCAAUCCACAAUGUCAGAGAACACCAUCAACACCAAAAAAAUUAAAAAAUCAACCUUUUCAUUCAAUCGUAUAUUUAAAAAGGCAUUCCCUAAACUAUACAACAAAAACAAUUUAAAAUACAAAAACAACAAAAAAACAGCACAUUCUAUCUUUAAUGAUGAUCCAAGCUGCAGCUUUCCAAGAAGCAGCACGGAUGAAACAUUGGGUGUCUAUUCAACCACAUCCACUGUAACAACUAAUGAAGGAUCAAAUAUUCAUGUUAUGAAAUUUGAAACUUUAUUAAAUCAUCAACCACAACAACAAACAAUAACUAUCUAA